AUGUCGUGGGGUGGAUUCAAGAAAUCGAUAAACCGCGCCGGCACGACGCUCAUGCAAAAGACGGGUCAGGUGGAGCGCACAGUAGACAGCGAGUUCAACUCGACCGAAGAGCAGUACCGUACACUCGAGCGCGAAGUGACGUCGCUGCAGAAGGAGGCCAAGGCGUACCUCGAUGCCAUCCGAUCGCUCGCCUCGUCCCAAUCGCGCAUCGCCGAAGCCGUCGAUGGCUUCUACACCGACUCGUCUGAUGCUGCCAUGUCGGCCAACGCCUACCGUCGAGCCGUCGACGAACUCGACACCAAAACCGCCAAGGAGAUCGACGCCCCUUACCGCGCCACUGUGCUGGAACCCAUCGGCAAACUCGCAUCCUACUUCCCCGAAGUCAACAAGGUCGUCGAAAAGCGCAACAAGAAGCUGCUCGACUACGACGCUGCACGAUCCAAGCACCGCAAACUCGUCGACAAACCCUCCGACGACCCCACCAAACUACCCAAGGCGGAAAAGGAACUCGAAGACACCAGAGUCAUCUUUGAAACCCUCGACGACCAGGUCAAAGGAGAAUUGCCCCAACUCGUCGAUCUCAGGAUUCCUUACCUCGAUCCAAGCUUCGAGGCCAUGGUCAGGAUGCAGGCAAAGUUCGCAGAGGAUGGUUACGAAAAGUUGGGUGGCGUUCAGAGGUUCUUUGCAGACGGCGUGCGCGAGGAGUACGCCGACGGUCAGCUGGACGCCCAGGUGGAAGCCGUGCUCCAGGAGAUGCGCGAACUGUCCAUCUGCGGAAUCGGUCAAUAG
Molecule: messenger RNA, 789 nt
Organism: Moesziomyces antarcticus
Lineage: Eukaryota; Fungi; Basidiomycota; Ustilaginomycetes; Ustilaginales; Ustilaginaceae
Product: BAR-domain-containing protein
Exons: 1
Coding region: 1-789 (262 amino acids)
Biological process (GO): actin cortical patch localization; endocytosis; actin filament organization
Cellular component (GO): actin cortical patch; mating projection tip; Rvs161p-Rvs167p complex
Molecular function (GO): lipid binding; protein binding
Source: RefSeq, a predicted model, not a curated record